Molecule: messenger RNA, 816 nt
Organism: Octodon degus (degu)
Lineage: Eukaryota; Metazoa; Chordata; Mammalia; Rodentia; Octodontidae
Product: BPI fold-containing family A member 2-like
Exons: 6
Coding region: 1-816 (271 amino acids)
Molecular function (GO): lipid binding
Source: RefSeq, a predicted model, not a curated record
AUGAAGGUGUCUGGAGAAAAGAUGUUUCAACUCUGGAAGCUUGUUUUCCUGUGCGGUCUGCUCACUGGCACCUCAUUGGCUCUUCUUUCUGAUCUCACUGGUGGCCUGGUAAAUGCUGUGGGCCAGGCAAAUCCUGUCCUCCAGAAUGGGCUUCUAGAGAAUGUAGAAAAUACAGCUGAAGGUGUGCUUCAGAAACUGAAGUUAGACGUGGGGGUGCUUCAGAAUUCCAGUGCUUUCCAGCAGGCCCAGACAAAGAUCCUGGGAGCUGACCACUUGUUGGGCAACAUCCUUUCUAAACUUCAAUCUCACGAUGGUCUUUUGGGAGUGAAAAUCAGCAGAUCUAUGAUCGUGGAUGCCAAACUUGAACCUGCAGCAAAUGGCAUUGGUGCCACCCUGAGGUUACCAAUCGUUGCUAAUGUCACCGUGAACCUGCCUUUCGUAGGGCAGCUGGUCAAUCUGGGCGUGUCUUUGGACCUGCUGACUGGAAUUGAUCUUGCAACCAGUGCCCAGUCUGUCCUCCCCACUGUGGCUGUGGGAGAUUGCGCCGCUGACCCAGCAAGCAUCUCGCUGUCCCUUCUAAACAGAAAUAAUGCCUUGAUCCAAACUGUUGUGGACUCUGUGACCAAAACUCUGAGUAAUGUUGCGUCCCUCCUGAUACAGAACCAAGUGAGUCCCCUACUCUUUGGGCCCAGAGUCAAGUUGCUGGGCAGCUGGGUGCUGGAUUCUCUGGAAAGCUUUUCUUCAGCGGUGUCAAUUUCCUUUCUGAUGCCAAAGGGCCACUCCUCUUACUCCACAGUAAGAAGAUCAGAGGAGUAG